Messenger RNA from Larimichthys crocea (large yellow croaker), 3233 nucleotides. RefSeq names its product zinc finger protein 503 (gene znf503). Lineage: Eukaryota; Metazoa; Chordata; Actinopteri; Sciaenidae. Gene Ontology annotation, biological process: negative regulation of DNA-templated transcription. The record is from RefSeq and is a predicted model, not a curated record. The coding region runs from base 429 to 2138 and encodes 569 amino acids. The transcript has 2 exons. Gene Ontology annotation, cellular component: nucleus.
CGCUUACAAAGAGGAGAACGUCACAUCCCCUUGACCCUCCAAUCACCUCAGGGUCCCAUUUGAUUGGAAGGCGGCAAAGGCUUUAAUCUCGGACUAAUUCAGCUGCUUUUGAAGUGAAAAUUUCUACCAGUUCGUACUUCGGGAGUACAGAGCGAGGACCUGCAGACAGACGCACACAAGGCGCAGCGCUCAUGGUGCAAGACGCAGCCACGGAUCUGCGAUAACCUCGCACAUUCUCCUUCCAGCUGCCGCGCCUUGCUCCUUUUACUACCAGGAUUACACAUUACUGAAGCGUUUUACUUCAAAUUCUUCUCUUUUUUCUCCUUCUUCUUCUUCUUUUACCACCCCCCCGAGAGAGAAGCUUUCUUUUGAUUUUUCUUAAUGAAUCUGACGAAAGCAUCGCCGUUUCAUUUCCUGACAAUUGGGACAUGAUCACGUCGCCCUCGGCGUCUGCCCUGAAAAAUAGUGAUAUUUGUGUAGCUUGGGAAAGCAGCAGCAGCAGCAGCAGCAGCAGCAGCAGUUCUCGGAAUAGCAGCUCAGCGAGCAUCAACAAGCCCUUUCUCCACUCCGCACCUCCGUGUGAUCCACUACGGCAAGCAAACCGACUUCCCAUCAAGGUUUUGAAAAUGCUUACCGCACGGUCGGGACACAUUUUGCACCCGGAGUAUCUGCAGCCUUUGCCUUCUACCCCGGUUAGUCCUAUAGAGCUAGACGCCAAGAAAAGUCCGUUGGCUCUGCUGGCGCAGACCUGCUCUCAGAUCGGCAAACCGGACCCACCACCCUCCUCCAAAUUAUCCUCCGUCACAUCAAAUGGAUCUAGUGAGAAGGAAUCUAAAUCCGGUCCUUUGAAAAUGAGUGACAUCGGUGUGGAUGACAAAUCGAGCUUCAAACCUUAUUCUAAACCGUCAGACAAGAAGGACUCGUCUUCGGGCGUCUCAAGCGGAGAGAAGUCUGGUUUCCGAGUGCCGAGCGCCACCUGCCAGCCGUUUACGCCGCGGACAGGCAGUCCCCAUUCAAGCACUUCAGCCUCCCCGAUGCCAUCCGAGGGGAAAUGUGGGGAUAGGGAUGAAAAGAAAGAGUCUGAUUGUAAUAAAAAUGGCACUACGGACGGGUCUGGCACCACUAGCCACAGCAGGAUAAGCGUGAGUUGUGGUGGAAUUAACGUGGAGGUCAACCAACACCAGGAGACGACGCCUGGCACUAAAACCUCCUCCUCAUCGGAGUCUCCAUCUGUAACUUCUGUAUCCUCCGCAUCCGUUCUCGGGUCAGGACUUGUGGCGCCGGUUUCUCCUUACAAACCGGGGCAGACAGUUUUCCCUUUGCCUCCUGCUGGUAUGACCUACCCAGGUAGCUUGGCUGGGGCCUAUGCUGGUUACCCUCAACACUUCCUGCCCCACGGAGGGAGCUUGGUAAACGCACAGCUGGCUAGUUCACUGGGCUGCAGUAAGGCUGGAUCCAGUCCUUUGGCUGGGGCUUCUCCGCCGUCCAUCAUGUCAGCCAGCCUGUGCAGAGACCCUUACUGCCUCAGUUACCAUUGUGCCAGUCAUUUAACAAGCGCAGCCAGCGCUCCCUGCACGCACGAGUCUGCAGCUGCAGCGGCCGCUAACGCCCUCAAAUCCAGCUACCCACUAAUGUACCCGACACACCCCAUACAUGGCGUUCAUUCCUCGGCGCCAUCAUUUAGCGGACACCCCCUGUACCCAUACGGUUUCAUGCUCCCCAACGACCCUCUCCCUCACGUUUGUAAUUGGGUGUCGGCAAAUGGACCGUGCGACAAGCGUUUCUCCUCCUCAGAAGAGCUCCUGAAUCACCUGAGGACACACACUGCUUUUACUGGAGCGGAGAAGUUGAUAUCUGGUUAUCCCGGGUCUUCAUCACUGGCCAGCGCGGCAGCAGCGGCCAUGGCCUGCCAUAUGCACAUGCCACCGUCAGGAGCCCCCGGGAGCCCAGGAACUUUGGCUCUAAGGAGCCCGCAUCACGCGUUAGGACUCAGCAGCCGCUACCAUCCCUACUCCAAAAGUCCCCUGCCAACCCCUGGUGCCCCUGUACCCGUCCCGGCUGCCACCGGCCCUUACUACUCCCCUUAUGCACUGUAUGGCCAGAGACUCACCACAGCAUCAGCGCUUGGAUACCAGUGAGGAAAAAAAAAAAGAGACUUUGAAAAGUUUAUAGUACUAAGAAUGCAAAUAUAAAGACUUUUAUAUUAACAGCGCUAAACUUAUGGUCGGGAACCGUGGACUUCAACUGUAUUUAUUUAUAUGUCGGCUUAAAAGCAGGCGAUAAUAGCUGCAAAUGGAAAAAUAUUCGAGCAACUCAAAAAGUGCAUUAUGUUGAACUCUAUAGGUAAAGUGAAAAACACACACACAUGUUAGAGUACUAAUUCAAGUAGGGGUCCUCAUUUCGAUGUUAAUUUGAAAUUGCUAUGAUUGUAUUUGUUCUUAUUUAAUGUCUCAUUGAGAAGAAAAAAUAAUUUACAUGCAUGUUUGUUUCUUAAAUUUCAGAAAUUGUCCACAUUUUAAAUUGCCGUUAUUUUUCAGGUGUACACCUUGGAAAGAGAAUUGGUAUUUUUUUGUAUGUAUUCUGGAAAAAAAAUAAGAAACAGUUCUGUUCCAUAUCUCCGUGUGCCUCAUUUUCUGAAGUAUUAACAUUGUUCACUUUAAAAUAAUAUUUCACUUCAUAUUCCACUGGCAGUUUUUUUUUUUAAACUGCUGUGUUAAAUUAAUGAGGUGAAGAAAACCUCCUGUGAUCAUUUGCGCGACACACAGGACUUUAUUUUACAGACUGUCACACUUUAAAACCAAUCUUUUCUGUCUUAACAGAAGUCAUUCUGCUGAUGUGCAUCUUUUCUUUUCUUUCUUUCUUUCUUUCUUUCUUUCUUUCUUUCUUUCUUUCUCACAUUACUUUAUAUGCCAAAUAAUUGAGAAGCUUUAAACGUUUUCUUUUAUCAAAGCACACGUGUUACAAAGUUUAAAUUAAAUGCAAUUUGAAUGAGUGUUGUGUGAGAGUGUGUGUAAGAGAGUGUGUGUGAUAGAAAAAAAGUGUGUGUGUGUGUGUGUGUGUGUGUGUGUACACAGUUAAACGGGCUUUAUACAAUUCAUUUGUAAGAAAGAAUUUAGUUGCUGGUGGGUGAAUUUUGUCUAAAAAGUUGUUAGAGGAGGGUCCCCUCCUCUCGCGUCAGGCGCUUCUUUACCUGCGUAAAAAGUAACAUUUGUGAAACACGCCAGACAAAAAAA